GAGCAGGCGGCGGCUGAGUCUGGGGCUGGCCAGGAAACCAAAGAGCCUCUGCCAUGGAGCCAUCGUUGCCAAGGGAGGCCUCCCAUGCCCAGCCGGUGGCGACCUCUCCGCUGAAAGCAUACCAGUGGCACUCUGGACGCGGGGAGAAGGGGCCUGGGGGCUUCCGCUGGGGCCGCUUUGCAAGCUGGGGGAGGGCCCUGAGCCACCAGGAGCCCAUGGUGAGCAGCCAGCCAGCCCCUCCUCCUCCUCGCUCGCUGUUCCGAAGGGUGCUCUCGGCACCCCCCAAAGAAUCCAGGCCCAGCGGCCUCCGGCUGUCCAAGACCCUGUGGUCGAGACAAAAGACGGAACCUCUGGAGCCCAAGGCCCCAGAGCUGAAGCAGGAGCUAGAACCAGAGCCAGGGUCGCCUGCCCCACAGAUCCCCGAGGCGCCCACCCCCGACGCGCCUGUCUGGGACAUAGGCAGCUUUGCCCUGCUUGAUGGAAGGCUGGUGCUGCUCGGGAGUGAGGAGGAGGGUCCCCGCAGGUCCCGAGUGGGGAGCACCAGUUCCGAGGGCAGCAUGCAAACAGCCAUAGGGAACGUGAAGGGCCCCGAUGGGAACCGUGGAAGAACUGAGCCAGAAGCUGCUAGCUCCAGCCAGGUCCACAAUGUUCGGGGCUUGCUCAAGAGACUGAAGGAGAAGAAAAAGGCCAAGCUGGAGAUGGGAGCUCACACCCCUCGGGAUGGGUCCCCCAGUGCUCUGGGCUCCAGGGAAUCGCUGGCCACGUUCUCCGGGUUGGAUUUGGGCGCUGAGCGGGAUGUGCGCAUCUGGCCGUUGCAUUCGAGCCUCCUCGGGGAGCCCUACUGCUUCCAGGUAACUUGGGCAGGCGGGAGCCACUGCUUCUCGUGUCGCUCCGGCGCGGAGAGAGACCGCUGGAUCGAGGACCUUCGCCGCCAGUUCCAGCCGUGCCAGGACAGCGUGGAGCGGGAGGAGACGUGGCUGAGCGUGUGGGUGCACGAAGCGAAGGGGCUGCCCAGGACCGCGAGCACUGCGCCCGGCGUGCGCACCGAGCUGUGGCUGGACGGCGCGCUCUUGGCGCGCACUGCGGCGCGGUCAGGCCCCGGGCAGCUCUUCUGGGCCGAGCGCUUCCACUUUGAGGCUCUACCGGCAGCCCGACGCCUAUCGUUACGGCUUCGUGGAGCUGACCCCGAGGGUCCGGUGGUGGGUCGGGUGACGCUGGCCCUGGAGGAGGUGAGCGUCCCCCGGGCGCCUCCCGCGGGCUUGGAGCGUUGGUUCCCGCUGCUCGGGGCGCAGGCCCGGGGCGCGCUGCGGGCGCGGAUCAGGGCACGGCGUCUGCGCGUGCUGCCGUCCGAGCGCUACAAGGAGCUGGCCGAGUUCCUGACCUUCCACUACACUCGCCUCUGCGGGGCCCUGGAGCCCGCGCUGCCCGCGAUGGCCAAGGAGGAGCUAGCCACAGCCAUGGUGCGGGUACUGAGGGCCACUGGCCGGGCGCAGGCGUUGGUGACAGACCUGGCUACAGCGGAGCUGGCGCGCUGUGGAGGUCGUGAAGCUCUGCUGUUCCGAGAAAACACCCUGGCCACCAAGGCCAUUGACGAAUACAUGAAACUGGUGGCGCAGGAUUACCUCCAGGAGACCUUGGGGCAGGUUGUGCGGCGCGUCUGUGCCUCCGCCGACAGCUGUGAAGUGGACCCCAGCAAGUGCCCAGCCACAGAGCUGCCGGAACACCAGGCCAGACUUCGAAACAGCUGCAAGGAAGUCUUUGAAGCCAUCGUCCGCUCCUAUGACUGGUUCCCAGCAGAGCUGGGCGCUGUGUUUUCAGGCUGGCGAGAAGUAUGCAAGGCACGUGGCUCUGAGGCCCUGGGCCCUCGGCUGGUGUGUGCCUCCCUCUUUCUGCGAUUUUUAUGCCCUGCCAUCCUGGCACCCAGCCUCUUUGGCCUGGCACCGGAUCACCCGGCCCCUGGACCAGCCCGUACCCUGACUCUGAUUGCCAAGGUCAUCCAGAACCUUGCCAAUCGUGCCCCGUUCGGUGAGAAGGAAGCCUAUAUGGGCUUCAUGAAUGCUUUCCUGGAGGAGCAUGGGCCGGCCAUGCAAGGCUUCCUGGACCAAGUGGCGGUGGUGGACACGGCUGCUUUGCCCAGUAGUUACCAAGGCAGCGGAGACCUGGCGCUCCAGUUGGCAGUUCUGCACGCUCAGCUCUGCACGAUUUUUGCAGAACUUGACCAGACCACCCGAGAUGGCUUAGAACCGCUACCCACCAUCUUACAAGCCAUUGAGGAGGGCCGGCCUGCCCCCGUGUGUGUGCCAAUGCAUCUUCCCCGGACUCCUAUCCAAGUCCACUCCAGCUUUUCCGCAGGGGAGAGGCCCGGUUUCCUGGCUCCCCGAGACCUCCCAAAGCACACCCCUCUCAUCUCCAAGAGCCAGUCUCUGCGCAGUUUUCAGGGUGCUGGGAGCUGGGCCCGGAGGCGGCCGGAUGAGCAGAAGCGCCCCCGGCCCCUUCGGCCAGUGCAGCGCACACAGAGCGUCCCUGUCCGCCGCUGUCCAUCGGUGGGGGGCCGGCAGCGACCCAAGGGCUCCCAGCGUCCUGCGCCACGUGGCCGGGCCUUGAUCGGGGAUUCGGCCUCCCUGCCUCGGAGGCCAUCAGUGCCCUGGCAACGCCAGCUGGACCUGCCCAGGGACCGAGAGCAGAUGCUGGACACACGUCGACCGAUGGGCAAGCUGUCAGAGCUACAGUGUGAGGUGGCCGCCCUGCGCAAGGAGCAGAGAGCGUUGUCCCGCCUGGUGGAGUCGCUGAAUACCCACGUGCAGGCACUUGGAGGGCAGCCCGGGCAGCUCCGGAGGAGCCCGCAGCACGACCCGGACUCCAGGCUGGGAGCUGGGACCUCAGAGUUGGAUCCAAGCGCUGAAGACCAUAGGCUGAAAAAUCUGGAGAACCGCCUGAGCGAGCUGGAGCGCGCUCAGGGCCAGCUGAGGGAGGCCAUCCAGAGCCUGCAGCUUCUCACAAGGACACCAGGAUCUGGGAGUCAGCCCCUAGCUCUCAAAGCGCCCUUGGCCAACGGAGACACCACCUGAGCUGCCCAUCUCAUCCCAUGGGAUCUGGAAAGCCAGGAGAGCCAUCCUGUGGGGUUCCUGACCCUGCUUCAGGCCCGCAUGGUCUUCUGUGUGGGGUGGGGUGGAGGUACCCACCACUUCUGCGCUGUGACAUU
This is a messenger RNA of Jaculus jaculus (lesser Egyptian jerboa), 3202 nucleotides long. RefSeq names its product RAS protein activator like 3 (gene Rasal3). Lineage: Eukaryota; Metazoa; Chordata; Mammalia; Rodentia; Dipodidae. The transcript has 18 exons. The coding region runs from base 54 to 3068 and encodes 1004 amino acids. Gene Ontology annotation, biological process: regulation of GTPase activity. The record is from RefSeq and is a predicted model, not a curated record.